UCAUCGCGGAGACAGCUCGCGGGUCAGUUCCUUAGUAGCGGGCGCAGCAGACAGGCUGUUAUUUUACGCUUGCUUCUAGGUCUCCCUCUCUUUCUCGCUGUUCUUCAUACAACCUGAGCCUGUUUUCUAUCUUUUUGUGCAUGUGGCAUUUUUUAUGCUUCCGAUCAUUUCUUGCUUGGGAGAAUAACAUACUUCUGUAUCAUCCCCGCUCAUCUUGUACAAGUUUUGUCCCUUUUCUGCUUCUAAUCGGAAUAUUAAACAUUCAAAGCCAAGAACACACCACUGUCUACUUUUGAAGAAUACAAGCUGACUACCCUAUACAAUUGUGAUCUCAGGAACAAUUUAAUCUGAUCAACGACCUUCAUAUACCAGGGUAUAGAUACAACAGGAAAAGCAGCUAGUAAGAAAGUGGAGACCAGACAUCCCAGUCAUAUCCAGAAUAUUUUCAGAAGCUAGAAGAUUACUUUCUAUUUGCUCUUCAUCAAGGAUACGGUAAAAUAUUGUUAGGACUGUUGGAUGGUACUCUAAUAUCCACUGAGGUGCAAACAGAAAAAGAUAAGUCAACGACUUGUUUCUCACUAAGCUGUGUAGAAAUCCAGGAUGUCGCUGAAAGUACAGACCAGCAAUAUCACCAACAAAAACGAUCCCAAAUCCAUCAACUCCAGAGUUUUCAUUGGCAAUCUGAAUACAACGGUAGUCACAAAAUCGGACGUGGAAACUAUUUUUGCCAAAUAUGGCAGGGUGGUCGGAUGCUCAGUUCACAAAGGCUAUGCUUUUGUACAGUACUCCAAUGAGCGGCAUGCAAGAGCAGCAGUCUUGGGUGAAAAUGGACGUGUACUCGCUGGACAGAAACUAGACAUUAAUAUGGCUGGAGAGCCAAAGCCCACCAGACCCAAAGUACUGAAGAGAACCAUAUCUGCAUUAUACAGUGGUUAUGACUUUGACUACGACUAUUACAGAGAUGACUUCUAUGAAAGGUUAUUUGAGUAUCGUGGUCGUAUUUCUCCAGUGCCCAGGGUUGUACCAGUAAAACGGCCAAGAGUAACAGUACCACUGGUCCGGAGAGUAAAGGCAACCAUCCCUGUCAAGCUUCUUGCACGGUCAGCAGUCAUCGCAAACAACUCUUCCAAGUUAAAAUUGAAAAACAAUGAGCUACAAACGAUUAAAUUAGAACUGACACAAAUCAAAUCCAAUAUUGAUGCUCUUCUGGGCAGACUGGACCAGCUUGCCGAAGAACAGAAACCCUCUCAGGAAGACACAAAGAAGGCAGCAGAUGAAAAUAAAGAUGAAAUCUCUCAAGAUGACUCAUCUUCAGAAACAGGAGAAAUCAACACACAAGAACCAUUAAACGGUGAUGAAAAAGAUGAAGUAACACGAAACGAUAGCGAAGAUGACUUGGAGAAUAACCACUACACAGACGAUGCCGCACUACAAUAAACAGGAAGAUACUUAAACAGCAGGGAACAUCAGCAGGAAAGAUCAGGGGAAAUAUAUUGCAGUAGCGCAUGCUGCUAAAGAAGAAAAACCUCAAGGGAUGUCAUCAUCAUAAAGUCAGAAGAAGAUGAUAACAAACUGGACAUGUGUGUGGGCAUUCUAGACCCAUCUGUAAUAUAUCAACUGUUUUCAAAUGGAUUUUUUUCACCUUUAAAAUAACUUGCAAAGUCUUUCUUUUCGUGUGGACUGCAGAUGUCAUCAGCAGUAGAUAAGGACUAUGGUAAAUAAAUUAAGGUGUUCUAAGUUAACAGCUCAAAUCUAAACAUUUUGCAAAAGGAAGAGCAAUGAAACCUACUGGAUUGUAUUUGCUGCUGUGUGGACUCGUUGUAGUACAGUACUUGAGAAGUAAUUUUUUUUUCUGGCAAAUGUUGGCUCCUUUCUUGCUAAGAAGUAUCCAUUUGUAUUAUACGUCUUUUCUGUGUUUCUUGUUUCCUCUGAUUGAAAAGAAAGCUCGUAGAACAUGUUUAAACUUUUGAAAUAAAAAAAUAAUAAUAAUAAAACUCUUAA
This is a messenger RNA of Protopterus annectens (West African lungfish), 2001 nucleotides long. It is a transcript of the gene RALY, whose product is annotated as RALY heterogeneous nuclear ribonucleoprotein. Gene Ontology annotation, molecular function: RNA binding. The transcript has 14 exons. NCBI's taxonomy places the organism in Eukaryota, Metazoa, Chordata, Ceratodontiformes, Protopteridae. The record is from RefSeq and is a predicted model, not a curated record. Gene Ontology annotation, cellular component: nucleus. Bases 601 to 1437 code for a protein of 278 amino acids.